AUGGUCAACUACGAAAAGAAAUCUACGGCGCCAAACCACUCCUCAAUCAUUCGGAGGUCGAAGACUGUUGGAAAGGGGAUAGUGAUACCAAGAGAUCGAAGAAACUGGCAGUUGGUGGAUAUACCUGCGAGGUUUCUCGAUCUUCCUACCAUCCCUGAUGCCCAAGUAGGACCAAAGAGGGCAACCAUGCAUUGCCAUCAGUCUCCUCUGCCUGGCUACGAAUCGGGCCCUGCACAUUUGGUGCCUCUGCAGCCGGGGAUCGUCUCGGAUACGCUCCUCGCCGAGGAAGAAACGUAUGGAGCACUGUGUCUACUGUGUGACCCGAUGAUGGGAGUGCGAGGAUUUGGACAUGGAUUGGGGAUAAUUAUCGGUCUAUUGGAAAUAAUCUCGGUAGGAUUUAUUCCUUGGACUAUCCUUCCGACGCAGAUAAUCUAG
Aspergillus alliaceus is the source of this 435-nucleotide messenger RNA. RefSeq lists its product as uncharacterized. The coding region runs from base 1 to 435 and encodes 144 amino acids. NCBI's taxonomy places the organism in Eukaryota, Fungi, Ascomycota, Eurotiomycetes, Eurotiales, Aspergillaceae. The record is from RefSeq and is a predicted model, not a curated record. The transcript has a single exon.